AAGAAGAAAUUAAUUCUCUCCAACUCGUUCCUUCUUGUAGAAAAAAAAAAGGAAGAAAAACUAAAACAAACACUCUCUCUCUCUCUCUCUCUAUCUCUAUCUCUCUCUCUUCCGUUCACCACCGUGCACCACCAUGGUUCUGUCCAAGACCGCCUCGGAGAAUGAUGUCUCCAUCCACUCCACCUUUGCUUCUCGCUACGUCCGAGUUUCUCUUCCCCGGUUUAAGAUGCCAGAGAAUUCAAUACCAAAGGACGCAGCAUAUCAAAUAAUAAACGAUGAGUUAAUGUUGGAUGGAAACCCAAGGUUGAAUUUAGCUUCUUUUGUGACAACAUGGAUGGAACCAGAGUGUGAUAAGCUAAUCAUGGAUUCAAUUAACAAGAACUAUGUUGACAUGGAUGAAUAUCCUGUCACCACUGAGCUUCAGAAUCGAUGUGUAAACAUGAUAGCACAUUUAUUUAAUGCACCAUUGGGAGAGGGAGAGGCUGCUGUUGGAGUUGGAACUGUUGGAUCCUCAGAAGCAAUUAUGCUUGCUGGAUUAGCCUUUAAGAGAAAAUGGCAAAACAAGAUGAAAGCCCAAGGAAAGCCUUGUGACAAGCCCAAUAUUGUUACUGGGGCCAAUGUCCAGGUAUGCUGGGAGAAAUUUGCAAGGUACUUUGAGGUAGAACUAAAGGAAGUGAAGUUAGAGGAUGGUUACUACGUGAUGGACCCUGAGAAAGCUGUGGAAAUGGUGGAUGAGAACACUAUUUGUGUGGCUGCUAUUUUGGGUUCCACCCUUAAUGGAGAAUUUGAAGAUGUUAAACGUUUGAAUGAUCUUUUGGUGGAGAAGAACAAAGAAACUGGGUGGGAUACUCCAAUUCAUGUGGAUGCAGCAAGUGGUGGAUUCAUUGCCCCAUUUCUCUACCCAGAUCUUGAAUGGGAUUUCAGAUUACCAUUAGUGAAAAGUAUUAAUGUAAGUGGUCACAAAUAUGGUCUUGUUUAUGCUGGUAUUGGUUGGGUUAUUUGGAGGAACAAAGAAGAUUUGCCUGAAGAACUUAUUUUCCACAUCAAUUAUCUUGGUGCUGAUCAACCUACUUUCACACUUAACUUCUCUAAAGGUUCUAGCCAAGUAAUUGCACAAUAUUACCAACUUAUUCGCUUAGGCUAUGAGGGGUACAAGAAUGUUAUGGAGAAUUGUCAAGAAAAUGCAAGGAUACUAAGAGAAGGACUUGAAAAGACAGAAAGAUUCAACAUAGUCUCCAAAGAAAUCGGAGUCCCAUUAGUAGCAUUCUCUCUCAAAGACAACAGCAGACACAAUGAAUUCGAAAUUUCGGACCAUCUUAGGAGGUUUGGGUGGAUCGUGCCAGCUUACACGAUGCCACCUAAUGCUGAGCACGUGACCGUGCUCAGGGUUGUGAUCAGGGAAGAUUUUUCCUGCACAUUGGCCGAGAGGCUCGUGGUGGACAUUCAAAAAGUCCUCCACGAGCUCGACACCCUCCCUGCCAGAGUCUCGGCUAAGUUAGCGGCGGCCGAGGAGAGUGAAGAUGGAGUGCAUAAGAAAUCAGCAAUGGAAGUGCAAUUGGAGAUCACCAAUGUAUGGAAGAAGUUUGUCGCUGAAAAGAAGAAAACCAAAAAUGUAAUAUGUUAAAAAGGUUUAAGAAGAAGAACCAAAGGGGAAUUUGAUUUUUCAUUUGAGUUCUUGGGCUUUUGUUUUUGUUUUGUUUUUUUGAGUGUUUUAGUACUAAUGUAUUUUGAAGGUCCGAUAUAUGGAGUUUGGACCUCUUUUGAUGUUAUUUGUUUUCUCUUGGUGUUGUUUCGACACCUUUUGGAAGAAAAUUAAAGAUGAUUUUAGCUUAUUAAUUCUAA
This is a messenger RNA of Lycium barbarum (goji berry), 1842 nucleotides long. Its product is annotated as glutamate decarboxylase-like. NCBI's taxonomy places the organism in Eukaryota, Viridiplantae, Streptophyta, Magnoliopsida, Solanales, Solanaceae. Gene Ontology annotation, cellular component: cytosol. Gene Ontology annotation, molecular function: glutamate decarboxylase activity; pyridoxal phosphate binding. The transcript is spliced from 7 exons. Gene Ontology annotation, biological process: L-glutamate catabolic process. Bases 134 to 1624 code for a protein of 496 amino acids. The record is from RefSeq and is a predicted model, not a curated record.